Didymosphaeria variabile is the source of this 1545-nucleotide messenger RNA. RefSeq lists its product as uncharacterized. Gene Ontology annotation, molecular function: ubiquitin protein ligase activity. The transcript is spliced from 2 exons. Gene Ontology annotation, biological process: negative regulation of gene expression via chromosomal CpG island methylation; protein ubiquitination. The coding region runs from base 1 to 1545 and encodes 514 amino acids. NCBI's taxonomy places the organism in Eukaryota, Fungi, Ascomycota, Dothideomycetes, Pleosporales, Didymosphaeriaceae. The record is from RefSeq and is a predicted model, not a curated record.
AUGAGCGGCAAGGACGAAGUCUUGUUCAACACACCCAAGUGGCUACUUGAUUGGCAGGCCGAAGCUUCUGAGCAAUUCUCUGACUUUUCCCUGUCAGACGAGUUCCAGAAGAUCCACGAGGCGAAGGCCCGUGGCGAAGACCCUUUGAUAACAGUCUAUCAUGUUUCGCAUGAGGACCUCGAACAGUUUUCGGAGGUUAGUUAUCAGUGGAACAAGCCUACGGAAAGUGGAGAUCAAUUGCGUGUGCGCGAAGAGCAUCGGUCGUCCAUGAGCGAUGAAGUAGGAGACGAUGAAGCUCGCAAUGCAAGACGGCUUGCAAAGUUAAAAACGAGAAAAGCCUCGCAGUCUUCCGUUGGCGAUGCACGCAAGGCAACUCGAAAUGAAAUAAAAUCCUCAGCAUCCGGCUUCGCACCACCAGAGGAGACCAUCGCGGAAUCGUCCAAGGCUGGUGCAGCUCGAAGGCCCUCGGCAUCUCUACAUACCCCUACUGCUGGCACUUCGACAGCUGAGGUGGAAAAGACAGAGGUUAAGACACUAUAUGAACCUAAAGCGCCACCUGACUGGCUGAGAGCAAUCUUGACCACCUCACUGAAUCGAGAGCUAAAGCGGCCGGACAAGGAUCGAACCCAAGCUCUAUGUGCAAUCGAGGCGUUCAAGGAUCGCAUUCGACGCUGUGAAGACGCGACCGCCGCUGGAAAACUUAAAGCUCAGCUCGAAAAGCUCUUUGACGAACUGCGUGAUUAUGUUCACAAGGCUGAAGUCUUGCUUAAAGGCGUUGACAAAUACGUCGUGCGUAAGAAAAACAUGCUGACAGUUGAAAAUGGCCUGCCACGGAUUUUCGCGAGCACACAAGUUGACUACCCAUGGGAUUUAAAGGCGGACGCCUGGCAGCUAUACCUCCGCUGGUAUGAGCAAGACUUCAAGCCUGACUUACUACGAGGCAUCGUCACGCGAAAGGAAAAGAACCGCUCCAGUGACAGGAUUGAUCCGGAAUGGGCCAAGAAGAUCAGCCCUAACUUUCAUGGAGAAGGCCAUCUUGUUCUCGGCCAGUGGUGGCCUACGCAAUUGUGUGCUAAGCGGGACGGUGCUCAUGGCGCUCCACAAGGCGGUAUUUGGGGCCAGAAAGGAAAGGGCGCAUACUCAAUCGUGCUGUCGAGUGGUGGCUAUAAAGACAAAGACGAUGGCGAUGAAAUUUGGUAUUCAGGAACCGACAACAAGAAUUCCAACAACAAAGACCCAACGGAAAACACCCAGCGGUUGAUUGAAUCUUGUGAAGAGUUCCCGAACCAACCCGUCCGCGUUUUACGUUCCUCACAGCUUCCGCUUACAAAUCGCUAUCGCCCGAGAGUCGGUUUGCGAUACGACGGCUUGUAUAAGGUGGUUGGGUACGAAAUUCUGGACAAGGCGAAACAGGAACAUCUGUUCAAGUUGGUUAGGUGCGAGAAUCAGAAUCCCAUCCGGUGUGAGGAUAAUGCUGCACGGCGGCCGACCAAGUAUGAAGAAGACGAGUACACGAGACUCAAGAAAGACGGGCGUUACCAGUGA